Messenger RNA from Polychytrium aggregatum, 1496 nucleotides. RefSeq lists its product as uncharacterized. The record is from RefSeq and is a predicted model, not a curated record. Gene Ontology annotation, cellular component: RNA polymerase I complex. Lineage: Eukaryota; Fungi; Chytridiomycota; Chytridiomycetes; Polychytriales. Gene Ontology annotation, biological process: DNA-templated transcription initiation; DNA-templated transcription. The transcript is spliced from 4 exons. Bases 347 to 1462 code for a protein of 371 amino acids.
CCGUCGAGCAAGCCCGCAGCGCCUUUGAGGACGCAUUCUCGCCGAGGACGCACUCUCAUUGCACCCGAGCCGAGCCGAGCCGAACCGAGCCAGCUCGAUUCAACAGGAAACAGACGGACGGCAUCUGCAUCACAGCGCCUCCAUCCCCCGCCCGGUCCGGCCACCAACCCCACCACCAUCGCCCUCACAGUCAGCCGAGCCAGCGAGCACACAAGUCCGUCGGCCCUUAUCGCCUCUGUCGCAAGUCCUUUCCAUUCCCCGUCUCAACGAACUCCAAGCAGCCUUGCUCUCAAGGGAGCCGCUCGAUCCGUUUGAUUUUUGCACCAAUCCGCCGCCCUUGACCAUCAUGGCCAAACAAAAGAAGCAGACCAAGAAGGCCGACCAGCUGCACAGCGAGUUCAAGACCGUCGAUGCCACGCUGCUCGUGCAUCUGCCGCCUCGUUUCGUGGGCGAAACCAUGAAGGGAGUCACACACUACCUGAACAGCCUGCUGAUGAGAUAUGUCGCCGAAGUCGGGGGUGUCGUUCUGUCAUUCAAAAACAUCAAGCUACUGGAGUCAUCGGGCCGCAUCCUCUUUGACAACCCCUACACCCACUUCAACGUCUCCGUGCGAUUCACGGUCUUUGCGCCAGAGCGGUCUUCGAUUCUGACCGGCGUGGUCAACAAAGUGUCGUCGGAUCAUAUCGGCUUGCUCGUCCAUGGCGUUUUCAAUGCCUCGAUUGCGGCCGAUCAGAUCCGAAAGUCCGAGUUCCGAUGGGACAGCAAACAGAGUGCCUGGAUCCAAAAGUCGGACAAAUCCGUCAUCGACUCGAACGCAAUCAUUCGAUUUACCGUCUUGGACAUUGUUCGGGCAGACGACAUGUUCACGAUUGUGGGCAGUCUCGUGAGCCACCCCAACAAAACUGGCCUGGUGGACAGCUCCAAUAUCAUACCCGCUCCGGUGCCUCAGCCGCCUCCAGCCUCGACCGAGGAAGUAGAAGGUGAAGAAGAAGAGCAAGCCGAGGCGCCUCCCCAAGAGGGCGUGCUGGACUAUGAAGGCGCUGUGUACCGACGGCCCGCUGACGCUGCCAAAGCUGACGAUGACGACGAGGAAGAGGAGGAGGAGGAGGCAUCCGAGCCCAACGACAACGCCAUGGAAGUGGAUCAUGCCCCUGACGUGGCCGAAAAGAGCAAGAAGCGCAAGUCAGUCUCGGGCGGCGACCGCGAAAUCACCAAGGGCUCAGCCAAGAAGGCAAAGAAGGACCCGAUCGCAUCCGCCGAAAAGAAAAAGAAAGCCAAGGCUGCCGAUGUCACGACAGAGUCGCCAGCGAGCGAGAAGGGCCAUGGCGACGAGACCGAGCACAGCAAGGCCACACCCAAAAAGUCAUCAAAGAAACAGAAAGCCGCGGCAGCGGACGAUUCUCCUGAAGCCUCGACGCCGACCAAGGUCAAGAGCAAAAAGAGCGCCAAGGGCCAGCAAUAAACCCCCUUUCCCGCGACACGGUUCCUUUGUACUU